UCCUCGUACAUGGUGAAUAACCAAAUUCCAAUUGAAAUGAAAUCUUUAGGAUAAAUCAAUGCAAUUUAGGAGGACUCAAUGAAAGGACAUCAAUUCAAAUCCUGGAUUUUCGAAUUGAGAGAGAUAUUGAGAGAGAUCAAGAAUUCUCACUAUUUCUUAGAUUCAUGGACCAAAUUCAAUUCAGUGGGAUCUUUCAUUCACAUUUUUUUCCAUCAAGAACGUUUUAUAAAACUUUUGGACUUCCGAAUUUGGAGUAUCCUAUGUUCACGCAAUUCACAUUUACAGGGUUCAACAAGCAAUCGAUAUUUCACGAUCAAGGGUGUAGUACUAUUUGUAGUAGUGGUCCUUAUAUAUCGUAUUAACAAUCGAAAGAUGGUCGAGAGAAAAAAUCUCUAUUUGACAGGGCUUCUUCCUAUACCUAUGAAUUUCAUUGGACCCAGAAAUGAUACAGUGGAAGAAUCUUUUGGGUCUUCCAAUAUCAAUAGGUUGAUUGUUUCGCUCCUGUAUCUUCCAAAAGGAAAAAAGAUCUCUGAGAGCUGUUUCCUGGAUCCGAAAGAGAGUACUUGGGUUCUCCCAAUAACUAAAAAGUGUAUCAUGCCUGAAUCUAACUGGGGUUCGCGGUGGUGGAGAAACUGGAUCAGAAAAAAGAGGGAUUCUAGUUGUAAGCUAUCUAAUGAAACCGUCGCUGGAAUCGAGAUCUCAUUCAAAGAGAAAGAUAUCAAAUAUCUGGAGUUUCUUUUUGUAUAUUAUAUGGAUGAUCCGAUUCGCAAGGACCGUGAUUGGGAAUUGUUUGAUCGUCUUUCUCCGAGGAAGAGGCGAAACAUACUCAACUUGAAUUCGGGACAGCUAUUCGAAAUCUUAGUGAAAGACUGGAUUUGUUAUCUCAUGUUUGCUUUUCAUGAAAAAAUACCAAUUGAAGCGGGGGUUUUCGUCAAACAACAAGGAGCUGGGUCAACUAUUCAAUCAAAUGAAAUUGAGCAUGUUUCCCAUCUCUUCUCGAGAAACAAGUGGGCUAUGCAAAAUUGUGCUCAAUUUCAUAUGUGGCAAUUCCGCCAAGAUCUCUUCUUUAGUUGGGGGAAGAAUCCGCACGAAUCGGAUUUUUUGAAGAACAUAUCGAGAGAGAAUUGGUUAGACAAUGUGUGGUUGGUAAACAAGGAUCGGUUUUUUAGCAAGGUGCGGAAUGUAUCAUCAAAUAUUCAAUAUGAUUCCACAAGAUCUAGUUUUGUUCAAGUAACGGAUUCUAGCCAAUUGAAAGGAUCCUCUGAUCAAUCCAGAGAUCGUUUCGAUUCCAUUAGUAAUGAGGAUUCAGAAUAUCACACAUUGAUCAAUCAAAGAGAGAUUCAACAACUAAAAGAAAGAUCGAUUCUUUUGGAUCCUUCUUUUCUUCAAACGGAACGAACAGAGAUAGAAUCAGACCGAUUCCCUAAAUGCCUUUCUGGAUAUUCCUCAAUGUUCCGGCUAUUCACGGAACGUGAGAAGCAGAUGAAUAAGCAUCUGCUUCCGGAAGAAAUCGAAGAAUUUCUUGGGAAUCCUACAAGAUCCCUUCGUUCUUUUUUCUCUGACAGAUGGUCAGAACUUCAUCUGGGUUCGAAUCCUACUGAGAGGUCCACUAGAGAUCAGAAAUUGUUGAAGAAAGAACAAGAUGUUUCUUUUGUCCCUUCCAGGCGAUCGGAAAAUAAAGAAAUAGUGAAUAUAUUCAAGAUAAUUACGUAUUUACAAAAUACCGUCUCAAUUCAUCCUAUUUCAUCAGAUCCGGGAUGUGAUAUGGUUCCAAAGGAUGAACUGGACAGUUCCAAUAAAAUUUUAUUCUUGAACAAAAAUCCAUUUUGUGAUUUAUUUCAUCUAUUCCAUGACCGGAACAGGGGGGGAUACACGUUACACCACGAUUUUGAAUCAGAAGAGAGAUUUCAAGAAAUGGCAGAUCUAUUCACUCUAUCAAUAACCGAGCCGGAUCCGUUAUAUCAUAAGGGAUUUGCCUUUUCUAUUGAUUCCUACGGAUUGGAUCAAAAACAAUUCUUGAAUGAGGUAUUCAACUCCAGGGAUGAAUCGAAAAAGAAAUCUUUAUUGGUUCUACCUCCUAUUUUUUAUGAAGAGAAUGAAUCUUUUUAUCGAAGGAUCAGAAAAAAAUGGGUCCGGACCUCCUGCGGGAAUGAUUUGGAAGAUCCAAAACCAAAAAUAGUGGUAUUUGCUAGCAACAACAUAAUGGAGGCAGUCAAUCAAUAUAGAUUGAUCCGAAAUCUGAUUCAAAUCCAAUAUAGCACCUAUGGGUACAUAAGAAAUGUAUUGAAUCGAUUCUUUUUAAUGACUAGAUCUGAUUGCAACUUCGAAUAUGGAAUUCAAAGGGAUCAAAUAGGAAAUGAUACUCUGAAUCAUAGAACUAUAAUGAAAUAUACGAUCAACCAACAUUUAUCAAAUUUGAAAAAGAGUCAGAAGAAAUGGUUCGAUCCUCUUAUUUUUAUUUCUCGAACCGAGAGAUCCAUGAAUCGGGAUCCUAAUGCAUAUAGAUACAAAUGGUCCAAUGGGAGCAAGAAGUUACAGGAACAUUUGGAACAUUUCAUUUCUGAGCAGAAGAGCCAUUUUCAAGUAGUCGAUCGAUUACGUAUUAAUCAAUAUUCGAUUGAUUGGUUUGAGGUUAUCGACAAAAAAGAUUUGUCUAAGUCACUUCCUUUCUUUUUGUCCAAGUUACUUCUUUUUUUGUCCAAGUUUCUUCUCUUUUUGUCUAACUCACUUCCUUUUUUCUUUAUGAGUUUCGGGAAUAUCCCCAUUCAUAGGUCCGAGAUCCACAUAUAUGAAUUGAAAGGUCCGAAUGAUCAACUCUGCAAUCAGUUGUUAGAAUCAAUAGGUCUUCAAAUAGUUCAUUUGAAAAAAUGGAAACCCUUCUUAUUAGAUGAUCAUGAUACUUCCCAAAAAUCAAAAUUCUUGAUCAAUGGAGGAACAAUAUCACCGUUUUUUUUCAAUAAGAUUAAGAUACCAAAGUGGGUGAUUGACUCAUUCCAUACUAGAAAUAAUCGCAGGAAAUCUUUUGAUAACAUGGAUUCCUAUUUCUCAAUGAUAUCCCACGAUCAAGACAAUUGGCUGAAUCCCGUGAAACCAUUUCAUAGAAGUUCAUUGAUAUCUUCUUUUUAUAAAGCAAAUCGACUUCGAUUCUUAAAUAAUCCACAUAACUUCUGCUUCUAUUGUAAUAAAGGAUUCCCUUUUUUUGUGGAAAAGGCCCGUAUCAAUAAUUAUGAUUUUACGUAUGGACAAUUCCUCAAUAUCUUGUUCAUUCGCAAGAAAAUAUUUUCUUUGCGCGGCGAAAAAAAAUAUUCUUUUUUGGAGAGAUAUACUAUUUCACCAAUUGAGUUACAGGUGUCUAACAUAUUCAUACCUAACGAUUUUCUACAAAAUGGUGACGAAAGGUAUAACCUGUACAAAUCUUUUCAUUUUCCGAUUCGAUCCGAUCCAUUCGUUCGUAGAGCUGUUUACUCGAUCGCAGACAUUUCUGGAACACUUCUAACAGAAGGACAAACAGUCAGUUUUGAAAGAACUUAUUGUCAACCCCUUUCAGAUAUGAAUAUGUCUGAUUCAGAAGGGAAGAACUUGCAUCAGUAUAUCAAUUUCAAUUCAAACAUGGGUUUGAUUCACACUCCAUGUUCUGAGAAAUAUUUACCAUUCGAAAAGAGGAAAAAGCGAGGUCGUUGUCUAAAGAAAUGCUUUGAGAAAGGGCAGAUGUAUAGAACCUUUCAACGAGAUAGUGCUUUUUCAACUCUCUCAAAAUGGAAUAUAUUCCAAACAUAUAUGCCAUGGUUCCUUACUUCGACAGGAUACAAAUAUCUAAAUUUGAUAUUUUUAGAUACUUUUUCAGACCUAUUGCCGAUACUAAGUAGCAGCCAAAAAUUUUUAUCCAUUUUUCAUGAUAUUAUGCAUGGAUCAGAUAUAUCAUGGCGAAUUCUUCAGAAAAAAUUGUGUCUUCCACAAUGGAAUAUGAUAAGUGAUAUUUCGAGUAAGUGUUUACAUAAUCUUCUUCUGUCCGAAGAAAUGAUUCAUCGAAAUAAUGAGUCACCAUUGAUAUCGACACAUCUGAGAUCGCCAAAUGUUCGGGAGUUCCUCUAUUCAAUCCUUUUCCUUCUUCUUAUUGUUGGAUACGUCGUUCGUACACAUCUUCUCUUUGUUUCUCGAGCCUAUAGUGAGUUACAGACAGAGUUCGAAAGGUUCAAAUCUUUGAUGAUUCCAUCAUACAUGAUUGAGUUGCGAAAACUUCUGGAUAGGUAUCCUCCAUCUGAACUGAAUUCUUUCUGGUUAAAGAAUCUCUUUCUAGUUGCUGUGGAACAAUUAGGAGAUUCUCUAGAAGAAAUACGGGGUUCCGCUUCUGGCGGAAACAUGCUAUGGGGUGGUGGUCCCACUUAUGGGGUCAAAUCAAUACGUUCUAAGAAGAAAUAUUUGAAUAUAAAUCUCAUCGAUAUCAUAGAUUUCAUAAGUAUCAUACCAAAUUCCCUCAAUCGAAUCGCUUUUUCGAGAAAUACGAGACAUCUAAGUCAUACAAGUAAAGAGAUCUAUUCAUUGAUAAGAAAAAGAAAAAACGUGAACGGUGAUUGGAUUGAUGAUAAAAUAGAAUCGUGGGUCUCGAACAGUGAUUCGAUUGGUGAUAAAGAAAGAGAAUUCUUGGUUCAGUUCUCCACCUUAACGACAGAAAAAAGGAUUGAUCAAAUUCUAUUGAGUCUGACUCAUAGUGAUCAUUUAUCAAAGAAUGACUCUGGUUAUCAAAUGAUUGAACAACCGGGAGCAAUUUACUUACGAUACUUAGUUGACAUUCAUAAAAAGUAUCUAAUGAAUUAUGAGUUCAAUACAUCCUGUUUAGCAGAAAGGCGGAUAUUCCUUGCUCAUUAUCAGACAAUCACUUAUUCACAAACCUCCUGUGGGGCUAAUAGUUUUCAUUUCCCAUCUCAUGGAAAACCCUUUUCGCUCCGGUUAGCCCUAUCCCUCUCUAGGGGUAUUUUAGUGAUAGGUUCUAUAGGAACUGGACGAUCCUAUUUGGUCAAAUACCUAGCGACAAACUCCUAUGUUCCUUUCAUUACAGUAUUUCUGAAUAAGUUCCUGGAUAACAAGCCCAAAGGGUUUCUUGUUGAUGAUAGUGACGAUAUUGAUGAUAGUGACGAUAUCGGCCGUGACCUUGAUACGGAGCUGGAGCUUCUAACUAUGAUGAAUGCGCUAACUAUGGAUAUGAUGCCGGAAAUAGACCGAUUUUAUAUCACCCUUCAAUUCGAAUUAGCAAAAGCAAUGUCUCCUUGCAUAAUAUGGAUUCCAAACAUUCAUGAUCUGGAUGUGAAUGAGUCGAAUUACUUAUCCCUCGGUUUAUUAGUGAACUAUCUCUCCAGGGAUUGUGAAAGAUGUUCCACUAGAAAUAUUCUUGUUAUUGCUUCGACUCAUAUUCCCAAAAAAGUGGAUCCCGCUCUAAUAGCCCCGAAUAAAUUAAAUACAUUCAUUAAGAUACGAAGGCUUCUUAUUCCACAACAACGAAAGCACUUUUUCACUCUUUCAUAUACUAGGGGAUUUCACUUGGAAAAGAAAAUGUUCUAUACUAAUGGAUUCGGGUCCAUAACCAUGGGUUCCAAUGUACGAGAUCUUGUAGCACUUACCAAUGAGGCCCUAUCGAUUAGUAUUACACAGAAGAAAUCAAUUAUAGACACUAAUAUAAUUAGAUCUGCUCUUCAUAGACAAACUUGGGAUUUGCGAUCCCAAGUAAGAUCGGUUCAGGAUCAUGGGAUCCUUUUCUAUCAGAUAGGAAGGUCCGUUGCACAAAACGUACUUCUAAGUAAUUGCUCUAUAGAUCCUAUAUCUAUCUAUAUGAAGAAGAAAUCAUGUAAUGAAGGGGGUUCUUAUUUGUACAAAUGGUACUUCGAACUUGGAACGAGCAUGAAGAAAUUAACGAUACUUCUUUAUCUUUUGAGUUGUUCUGCCGGAUCGGUCGCUCAAGACCUUUGGUCUCUACCCGGACCCGAUGAAAAAAACGGGAUUACUUCUUAUGGACUCGUUGAGAAUGAUUCUGAUCUAGUUCAUGGCCUAUUAGAAGUAGAAGGCGCUCCGGUGGGAUCCUCCCGGACAGAAAAAGAUUGCAGUAAGUUUGAUAAUGAUCGAGUGACAUUGCUUCUUCGGCCCGAACCAAGGAAUCCCUUAGAUAUGAUGCAAAAUGGAUCUUGUUCUAUCGUUGAUCAGAGAUUUUUCUAUGAACAAUACGAAUCGGAGUUUGAAGAAGGGGAAGGAGAAGGAGUCCUCGACCUGCAACGGAUAGAGGAGGAUUUAUUCAAUCACAUAGUUUGGGCUCCUAGAAUAUGGCGCCCUUGGGGCUUUCUAUUUGAUUGUAUCGAAAGGCCCAAUGAAUUGGGAUUUCCCUAUUGGGUCAGGUCAUUUCAGGGCAAGCGGAUCAUUUAUGAUGAAAAGGAUGGGCUUCAAGAGAAUGAUUCGGAGUUCUUGCAGAGUCAGUACCAGACACGAGAUAGAUCUUCCAAAGAACAAGGCUUCUUUCGAAUAAGCCAAUUCGUUUGGGACCCUGCAGAUCCACUCUUUUUCCUAUUCAAAGAUCCGCCUUUUAUCUCUGUGUUUUCACAUCGAGAAUUCUUUGCAGAUGAAGAGAUGCCAAAGGGGCUUCUUACUUCCCAAACAGAUCUUCCUACAACUCUAUAUAAACGCUGGUUUAUCAAGAAUACGCAAGAAAGGCACUUCGAAUUGUUGAUUCAUCACCAGAGAUGGCUUAGAACCAACAGUUCAUUAUCUAAUGGAUUUUUCCGUUCUAAUACUCCAUCCGAGAGUUAUCAGUAUUUAUCAAAACUGUUCCUAUCUAACGAAACGCUAUUGGAUCAAAUGACAAAGACAUUGUUGAGAAAAAGAUGGCUUUUCCCGGAUGAAAUGAAAAUUGGAUUCAUGUAACAAGAGAAAGGUUUCCCAUUCCUUAGCCGGAAAGAUAUGUGGCCAUGAAACAGGGAUUAAGUGGAACAGAAUUGACUGGGCCGUGGAAACACCUGUUUCUUCCAUAUUUUGGACCUUAGCUCCAUGGAACAAUAUACUAACUACUGCCGAAACAUGGAAGAAUUGAAAUCUUAGAUCAAAACAUUAUGUAUGGAUGGUAUGAACUGCCUAAACAAGAAUUCUUGAACAGCGAACAACCGGAGCUAUUACUCACUACAUCAAAAAGUUUCCAUUAAUGAAAGAUGGAAAUCAAUUGGAAAAUAAAAAAUACGCAUGUUGGAUGAAAUGGUUGUUGCUAUCUGCUACAAUAACGACUCGUUGGUUUAACUGAAUAACUAAAUAAAAUAGAUAGACAUUUCUCUUCGUCUCAGGUCGACGGAUCUUCUCAAUUGAAAGACCCCCUAUAUGGAUAAUACACAUUCCAGUUGACCGACUAAUUCGAAUUGUUUUGUUCCGAAGCAAAGAUAUCCGCGGGGCGGUUCGUCCUAUUCAGAUAUUCACGACCAAGAAGGACUGGUACUGAACUAGUGGAUAGGCCCUGAAAGGAGAAGGAAGGCUGGAAUGCCAACGGACGUCUAUUAUUGAUAUUGAAUUAUUGAAUUCACCCGACCCGAUAGUACCCAUUUUGGGAACGUCCAGUGCCAAAGUCACUGAAUGGGUAAGUCCACAAUCCCUAAAACGGAUUAUGUAAUGUACUUUAUCCGCUGGGUUACGGGUGGGCAUUUUACCAGAGGUUUCUAUUGUAUCAAUCUACCCUUGUGUGAUUCCUGUUGAAGCAUAUACUCGGGGGGUGGGCGCAGGGCGGAUGAUUUCAAAACAGACUCCCCAUUCAUUAGAUAGAGAAGAUCACCAAGAUUUCGUGAUCCGUUGCCGAACUUAUUCCAAGUCAAUGAGCAUUCUCAAUAUUUAAUAUUAUGCCUUGAAGAGGACUCGAACCUCCACGCUUUUUAGCACGAGAUUUUGAGUCU
Messenger RNA from Argentina anserina (silverweed cinquefoil), 7910 nucleotides. Its product is annotated as protein Ycf2-like. Gene Ontology annotation, molecular function: ATP hydrolysis activity; ATP binding. The record is from RefSeq and is a predicted model, not a curated record. Lineage: Eukaryota; Viridiplantae; Streptophyta; Magnoliopsida; Rosales; Rosaceae.